Molecule: messenger RNA, 591 nt
Organism: Grosmannia clavigera kw1407
Lineage: Eukaryota; Fungi; Ascomycota; Sordariomycetes; Ophiostomatales; Ophiostomataceae
Exons: 3
Coding region: 1-591 (196 amino acids)
Source: RefSeq, a predicted model, not a curated record
AUGUCUGGCCAAACUGCUCAGGAGCAGGUCAAUUUUCUUCUUGCCUGCAUCAAGCACAGCCAGUCAGGCGGCAAGGUCGAUUUUGAAGCUGUUGCCACAGAGCUGAAAAUUGCAAGCAAAGCUGCAGCUGCCAAGAGAUAUGAACGCCUCAAGAAGCGUGCCCUCUGCACUGAUCUUUCGGCUUCUGGGCCAGCUGGUGAUCUCGAUGGGAACGGUAGUCCGUUCACUACACCUCAAAAGUCUCGCACGAAGUCUGCUCCUGCCACGCCAGGCUCAGCCAAACGCAAGCGGAAUGGACAAAGCAACAACACCGAUGAAGAGAAGCAGGAUUCUGAGGUGAAUGUUAAAACCCCUCGUGGUAAAGCCAAAGCAGCAAACCCUACUACUCCCCGCGUGAAGCGUCAACAGGCUCAAAAGGCUGCCGAAGCCAUCAAAAAGGAGGCCGAAGCCGAAGACGCAGAGGACAUUGCAGAACGCGAUGAGCAGCUUGCAUAUGAAAAUUAUGAAUCGGAUGUGGACGAGAUUCGUGACGAUGUCGUUGCAAUCAAGUCGGAGUCCCGAAAUAUUGUCGUGGAUACUGAUGGCUUCUAG